GAGCAAGCGCACAUUGUACGCGGGUAAAAGAAAGAGGGAACGCGUGAAAAGAUGGCAUCAGGAUCCAAGAAAAACAUUUCGAUCGCUUUGCUGGUCGCAGACACGCCGCCGGAACCGGUGGUGGCCGCUUACGGCGAUUACGAGAAGAUCUACAAGAACUUCCUCCAGCAGUCUGCAAACACCGUGAAGCGUCAUAGAUGGCAAGAGAGCCUCGACCUGCGAAUACGGCCGUUCGAUGUCGUGCACAAGCAGGAAUACCCGGAUGAAGGGCAGCUAUCGGACGGCCUAUGGGAUGCCAUCAUGAUCACUGGCUCCGCUUCUAGUGCUCACGCAGACGUUCCCUGGAGCAACAAGCUGGUCCAAUUUGUGGCCAAGAUCGCAGAGGAGCACCCGCUCGUGCGCAUUAUCGGUAUCUGUUACGGGCAUCAGAUUGUCGGCCGUGCAUUCGGCGCAGAAGUUAAGUUGAACCCGAGAGGGUGGGAGGUGGGAGUGUACGAUGCGCAGAUGACUGAAGAGGGCAAGGAGUUGUUGAAUUGGGAGCCGGAAGAGUCAAGCUGCCUUCGGCUGCAGCAAGUCCACCGUGAUGAGGUCAUAGAACUCCCGCCCGAUUUCAACGGAGAGGAGUUCAUCAACUUGGCGUCCACGGCUCGCACUCCUAUCCAAGGCAUUGCGUUGCGCUACCCAACAGAAUGUCCACCAAUUCCGAGCGUAGUGAACACCUCUGCUUACCUCGCCUUCGACAUCUCGGACAGCGGGAUAUCGUCGUCCGGGCCAUUGCCGGCACGCUCGCUGCACGUCCUCACUACCCAAGGCCAUCCGGAGUUUAACCGGGAAAUCGUGGAGCUGAUCAUGUCAGUCAAGACCGAGAUGGGUGCCAUCACGGGCAAUCUGCUCGAGGAAGGUCUGCAAAAUGCGCAAAAGGAACACGAUGGUCUCCGAAUGGGGGCCAUCUUCCUCGCAAUGCUAGGAUACGAGAGAGCCAAAGACGAAGGGGGUCACUCAUUUUAGCCGAGCGCCCCACAGCAUGCGAGCUUGCAGCAUCUGUGCAUUGCUCGAUGGUAGAUUAAUUCAUUCCUGAGUCAACCAAAUUUUUAUAGGAAACCAAGGGGACAUUUGCUUC
Tilletiaria anomala UBC 951 is the source of this 1120-nucleotide messenger RNA. RefSeq names its product class I glutamine amidotransferase-like protein. The coding region runs from base 52 to 1008 and encodes 318 amino acids. The record is from RefSeq and is a predicted model, not a curated record. NCBI's taxonomy places the organism in Eukaryota, Fungi, Basidiomycota, Exobasidiomycetes, Georgefischeriales, Tilletiariaceae. The transcript is spliced from 2 exons. Gene Ontology annotation, cellular component: nucleus; cytosol.